AAUAUAAAAGUGGGUAAACCAAUAGACACACGCCUUUUUUGUGUUGCGGUCUUCCAAGGUGGAGCGUGAGCUCAAACACACAACACCACCUGCCUCUGGUCUGAGACAAGACAGCCUUGUUCUUUCCAAGUUCCAACCCCGCUUUUCUGUUUCCCGCGCGACAGAGUGAGGAAAACAACGACAAAGCUCAAAUUGCACGUGCCUUUCUCCUUCUCAAUUUUUGUUGUGCUAGAUUAAAAAUGUGGGGAUUCGGUGGUAGAUAUUAUUGGGGGAGAAAAGUGGACUGUGAUAAAGCCGAUGGGAUUGUUGUCGUGUUCGCAUGGAUGUCGAGCGAGGACAGGCACUUGAAGAAAUACGUCGACCUCUACUCAUCUGUCGGCUGGAAUUCCCUCGUUUGCCAUUCUCAAUUCCUCAACAUGUUCUUCCCUGAGAAAGCCACAAUUCUUGCUGUUGAUAUUCUUAAUGAACUUGUUGAGGUUCUGAAAAUCAGGCCUUGCCCCAUUGUUUUUGCAUCCUUUUCAGGUGGUGCAAAAGCUUGUAUGUGCAAGGUUCUUCAGAUAAUUAGUGGCAGCUCUGAAGCUCAUAAUAUGGAUGACUACCAGCUAGUUAGAGACUGUAUUUCUGGCUAUAUUUAUGAUUCAAGUCCAGUUGAUUUUACCAGUGAUUUGGGUGUUCGAUUUCUUCUACACCCAACUGUUUUAAAAGUGUCACAUCCACCAAGAUUUGCUUCAUGGGUUGCAAAUGGCAUAGCAUCUGGUCUUGAUUCUCUUUUCCUCAGUAGAUUUGAAUCACACCGUGCAGAAUAUUGGCAGACACUUUACUCCACCGUUAAUAUGAAGGUCCCCUAUCUCAUUCUAUGUUCAGAAAAUGAUGAUCUUGCUCCAUUUCAAGUUAUUUCAAAUUUUUUCCAAAGACUAAAAGACCUUGGUGGAGAUGUCAAACUGUUAAAAUGGAGUGUCUCUCCUCAUGUAGGUCAUUUUCAGCAUCAUCCAAAUGAUUACACGGCUGCUAUCACUGAGAUCCUUGGCAAGGCAGUUGCAAUUUAUCGUUGCAAAACUAAACUAAUUGAAGAUGAGAAACUGGGUAUAGAAGGAACAAAAGAUGAGGUCACAGAUCCGUUCUCUGAAGUGAGGAAAGCAGCAAUGACCUCAACUAGUUUUCAGGGCUUUGCUCUUGCUCCAAGUGAUAAUUUGGCUUCUACUUCAAUGGAGUAUGACGUCGGUAAAGGUGUUGGCACUAUAACAGAUGAACGCAAGGGAGAGGGAGGGUUUGUUCAUCUCCCAAGCCGUCCAAGCAUCAAUGCACAUGGGGUUCUUGGCCAAAUAUUGUUUGAUGUUUGUGUGCCCGAGAAUGUUGAGGAUUGGGAUAUCAGGUCAAAUUCCAAGAAUGCACUAUUAGCAGGGGCAAAGAAGCAUGUUCCAUUUAAUCCUAUAAAAUGCAUUCGGCGUUCAAGGUUGUAAGAUUGUUGACUGACAAAAAGCCUCAGCCCUCAGGUGAAUUCUGCUUGAAGGUUUGGUGUUUUCUUAAAGGUUUAAAAUUUUUAGGGAUCUCUAAUGGGCACAAGAGAUAUGUAAUAGUAGUACCUGAAAUAAGAGGCAAAAGGACUAAUAAACUACCACCUGAGCUGUUCUUUAAACACUGGACUUUGUAAUGUGAUUGAGCAGCAGCUUGCCUUUUUCUUAAGGCAAAUUGUACAGCUACUUCUACGGAAAAAAAAACAUGUUUUGACUGAGAUCACCAUGACAAGAAUACAGGGGGGAAUUGUAAUUGUAGUAUAAUACUGCUUGUGAGUUCAAUAUCAGCCUCGCUCGUUCAGAACUAAGUGUAGUUUGAUAUGUUGAAUAAAUGGAAUGCUACUCGGUCUUGUACACUAGUUGGUACAAAUGAAUAGUACAUGUGAAUAGUAUUUUUCGUUAUAUAUUUUUGUAUCUUUACUAUAACAAUGCAAGGAACUCAGCUACCGGUACUUAAGGAUAUGUAAUGAGAGUUCGUUUAAA
Molecule: messenger RNA, 1997 nt
Organism: Cajanus cajan (pigeon pea)
Lineage: Eukaryota; Viridiplantae; Streptophyta; Magnoliopsida; Fabales; Fabaceae
Product: peptidase, S9A/B/C family, catalytic domain protein (Protein of unknown function DUF829, transmembrane 53)
Source: RefSeq, a predicted model, not a curated record